AUCUUAUUAGGUUCUUCCACAUCUUCAACACAUUUCAUUGCUCCAUCCUGGAUCAACUAUAGUAUAUAUUUUAUCGUCUCACCCAAAAAGGAGACAAAAUUAAAAGUAUAAUUAAGAGGAGAGAAUGAUGAUGAGGAUGAUAGAGCAACACAACUUGGUACUUUGCGUAGCUUUAUCAUCACUUUGCAUUGCUUUUGCUCCUUGGAUCUCUAUUGAAGCUGCCCCUCCAUCCUCUCUUAUCACACAACUCCCUGGCUUCAAAACUUCUUUCCCAUCCAAGCAUUAUUCCGGAUAUAUAACUGUUGAUGGAAAUGUUGAGAGUGGGAAGAACCUGUUCUACUACUUUGUAAGUUCCGAAAGAAAUCCAGCAAAGGAUCCAGUUGUUCUAUGGUUGAAUGGUGGACCAGGUUGUUCUAGCUUCGAUGGCUUCGUUUAUGAGCAUGGGCCAUUCAACUUUGAGGCUUCAAAAACAGAAGGGAAUCUUCCCACCUUGCAUAUCAAUCCAUACAGCUGGUCUAAGGUUUCCAGUAUUAUUUAUUUGGAUUCACCUGCUGGGGUGGGUCUCUCUUACUCCAAGAAUUCCAGCAAAUACAACACUGGGGACUUACAAACUGCAUCUGAUACUCAUGCUUUUCUCCUAAAGUGGUUUGAGGAAUUCCCUGAAUUUCUUGAAAAUCCAUUUUAUAUUUCCGGGGAGUCUUAUGCUGGAAUAUAUGUUCCCACGUUGGCUUAUGAAGUGAUCAAAGGAAUCAAGGGUGGUAUUAAGCCCGUGAUCAAUUUCAAGGGUUAUAUGAUUGGAAAUGGUGUCACGGACAACACCUUCGAUGGCAACGCUUUUAUCCCAUUUGUGCAUGGGAUGGGCCUCAUAUCCGACAGUAUCUACGAGGAAGUAAAAGCUUAUUGCAAAGGAAAUGAUAACGAAAAUGAUAUGUGCUCAAAGAGUUACCUAAAAGUUGACAGGGCCAUUGAAGAUCUUAAUGUGUACAACAUACUAGAGCCAUGCUAUCAUGGUUCAACAGGGAAUGUGAGUUUGCCAACGAGUUUCAAGCAAUUAGGGAAAAGUGAGAAGCCACACCCUGUGAGGAAGAGGAUGUUUGGUAGGGCAUGGCCCCUUAAAGCCACAGUCAAAGAUGGCCCAGUUACAUUGUGGCCCCAGUUGGCUGAAGAUGGCCACAUUCCUUGUGUCAGUGAUGAGGUAGCAACUUCAUGGCUGAAUAACCAAGAAGUCAGACAAGCCAUUCAUGCUAAACCAGAAAGUGUUUCGGGUCCGUGGGAAUUAUGCACUGGAAGGAUAUAUUACAAUCACGAUGCUGGAAGCAUGAUUCCAUACCACAAGAAACUAACGAUCAUGGGCUAUCGAGCACUAAUUUUCAGUGGUGACCAUGAUAUGUGUGUGCCAUUUACUGGAACUGAGGCAUGGACACGAUCUCUUGGAUAUAAGAUCAUAGAUGAAUGGAGGCCAUGGACCUCUAAUGACCAAGUUGCUGGAUACUUGCAAGCAUACAAUCACAACCUCAUCUUCCUCACUGUCAAGGGAGCUGGACACACAGUCCCUGAAUACAAGCCACGCGAGGCACUGGAUUUUUACAGCAGAUGGUUGGAAGGGAAAUCCAUAUAAAAUCAUAGGCCAUACCUCAACUAUGUCCGACUACUAAUUUGUUAUUAUUCGGUUAUGUAUAAUAAGCAAACUAUAUAGUGUAGCCAUACUGCCAAUGUAAAAUUGGCAGAUUUCUGGUCAGUUGUUCAAAACCAAAUAGAAGGCUUCGUGACUAAGUUUGACACACAAGGCCAAUUCCAAUUUAAGUAUAGUAUCAUUUUAAGGACAAUACAAGGUCCUGAUAAGUUACACAUGUCAAAAUAAAUAGGAUAAUUUGUCUUUUAGCAAUGCUGAGACCAACAAAAUUUAUCAUUUUGGGUCAA
Messenger RNA from Arachis stenosperma, 1920 nucleotides. Its product is annotated as serine carboxypeptidase-like 20. Gene Ontology annotation, biological process: secondary metabolic process; proteolysis. The transcript has 14 exons. Gene Ontology annotation, molecular function: serine-type carboxypeptidase activity; acyltransferase activity, transferring groups other than amino-acyl groups. The record is from RefSeq and is a predicted model, not a curated record. Bases 125 to 1618 code for a protein of 497 amino acids. Lineage: Eukaryota; Viridiplantae; Streptophyta; Magnoliopsida; Fabales; Fabaceae.